This is a messenger RNA of Closterium sp. Yama58-4, 342 nucleotides long. The record is from the annotation of a GenBank genome assembly. Lineage: Eukaryota; Viridiplantae; Streptophyta; Zygnematophyceae; Desmidiales; Closteriaceae.
AUGUCAGCAGCAGCAGCAGCAGCAGCAGCAGCAGCAGCAGCAGCAGCAGCAGCAGCAGCAGCAGCAGCAGCAGCAGCAGCAGCAGCAGCAGCAGCAGCAGCAGCGGCGGCGGCGGCGGCGGCGGCGGCGGCGGCGGCAGCGGCGGCGGCGGCGGCGGCGGCGGCGGCGGCGGCGGCGGCGGCGGCGGCGGCAGCAGCAGCAGCAGCAGCAGCAACAACAGCAGCGGCGACGGCAGCGGCAGCAGCAGCAGCAACAGCAGCAACAGCAGCAGCAGCAGCGGCAGCAGCAGCAGCAGGCCCGCAACAGGACCAGCAGCGACAGCAUCAUGAGCAUCAGAUCUAA